AUGUAUUACAGGGCAGUGAGUGUACAGCCCCCUGAGUUCCUAAACGUCGAGACCGAACUCAACGGCAAACAGAUCUCUGAGAAUACUCCAGUUGGUGCAACAAUUUUCCAAGUCCGUGCUAGAGAUCCGGACGGAAAUCCUCUGCAGUUUUUCAUCACUGGAGACUCCUUCAGCAUAACCGAUGUCGGGUUAAAUGCUCAACGGGAAAGUCUGGGAGAUAUAACGGUGGCCAAGAUUUUGGAUCGUGAGACAAACCCAAUUGUCACAUUUGCCCUAACUAUACGUGACGGAGUUGGAGGACACGAGAUCACCUACAGCGAUAUUCAUGUCAAUGUCGUUGAUUACAAUGACAACUCGCCGCAGUUUCAAAACACACCAUAUGAAACCAGUGUCAGCGAGAAUGCAGAUCUUGGGACGUCCAUCUUUCAAGUUUCAGCUACUGACGUAGACAGUGGAGCCAAUGGUGCCAUCAAUUUCCAUCUAACUUCGAACACGGAGUCGUUUGACAUCGAUUCAGUGAGUGGAUGGAUAACACUGAAGGACAGGACGAACAUCGAAACGGAGACUGAAACGGCAUACGCUGUCACCGUGCAAGCAACUGAUGGCGGAACCCCGUCCCUAUCGACCUCCGUGGACGUGUUUGUGGCGGUGAAUGACGUACAGAACAGGUCUCCCGUUUGGCUCGGGGAGCCCUAUGACGUGUCAAUCAAAGAAGGAGAUCCCAGCAGUCGAUUGGGCGCUACCGUUCUCACAGUUCAGGGUUUAGAUGGCGACAGGUCCAGAACAAACUCUGUUCGCUACGAACUUGUCAGUGGGGAUCCUUCGAACUAUUUCAACGUCGGUACCACCAAUGGAAGGCUGACUCUGAACAAAGCCCUGGACAGGGAGGCACCAAACAUCUUUGCCAUCACCACGCCUGGAGUCUUCAUUCUGAAAAUAAAGGGGACCGAGUACAAACCGGAUGGAACAGUUUCGAACCCGGAGCAGUCCAGCGAAGUAGUUGUGAUCAUUCGAGUUACAGACGCCAACGACAACCUACCCGAGUUCAACCAGCAAGCCUACAAUGUAGAAAUCACAGAGAACCCAGCGGUGGACACACCUCUGCCUCGUCUCAGGAUGACAGUGUCGGACAAGGAUACACUACCCAACAACCUGUUCAACCUAAGUGUCAUUAAUGACCCAAACAACGUCUUUGACAUCGAGCCCAAAAUAGUGCUGGGAGGACAGGCUAUCGUCAACCUGCUGGUCAGUGAUCCAUCUCAGCUGGAUUAUGAGACAACGCCCAACCACCAGAUCGCCAUAAGGGUUCAGGCAACGGAGUUUCUCCCUGAAGGUGGAAGCCCUCAGCAAGUGUCUGUUCCUGUAGUCAUCAACAUCAAAGACGCUCCAGAGAGCAGCAACAGGAUCUUUAAUCUGGAUGUGACUGAGAACUCCUCACCCGGCACCACUGUUGGGACAGUCAGGAGGGACGGGGAGACCGCUGUAGACUACUGUAUUGUAGGUGGAAACACAAACAGCACGUUUGCUGUAGACAAGUCCACUGGCUUGGUGACCGUGGUAGCGCAGCCGGACAGAGAGAUAAUGGCUCUGUACGAACUUGUCAUCAAGAAAGUACCAACGGGUUCGGCUUGUCCUGCGGGGCCGAUUGCAUACGACGAUAACGACGCCACCCUAAGCAAGGCUCUGAUCACCAUAAAUGACAUGAACGACAACAACCCAACAUUCCCAACAAAGGUGUACUAUGCAGGAAUACCAGCUGAUAUUACAUUCGACAGACCAAUAACUCAGGUCCAGGCAUUGGACGCCGAUGCAGGGGUUAACAGUGAGAUCACGUACAGCAUCACAUCAGCAGAGUUCAUUGCCAACAGGAAUGACAUAACAGGGGAACAGAGUAGACCGGUGCCUAAUGCAUUUCGGGUGGACCCCCAAACAGGCCAACUGCACACCAACCAACUCUUCAACGACUACCAGAAUGGUUACUUUACAGCAAAUGUGCGAGCUCAGGACGGCGCUGGGAGAAGCGAUGAUACGGAAGUUAGGGCAUACGCGCUACCGUCACAGUACGGACUGAGCACGGUGUUUGAUACCAGCCCAGAUACACUGAAGCCACCUAAGAUACACGAAUGUCUGAGGCGCCUUGAGGAGCGAACAGGCCGCAGAGUGGUCUACCAGAGUCUGCAGUAUGGCACAAACAGCCAGGGAAACAUCAACAAACAGCAAUCUCAAGUCCGCUACUAUCUUAUAGACGAGAACACAAACAUGGUGCUAACGACUCAAGAGGGGAUGAGAAUCGUGGAUGGAGUGGACUGGAACACACUCCGACCAGAGUGCCCACCGCCGGCCGGGACACGCAGCGCUCAGGUUGGCAGUGCUUAUGAGGGAUUCAGUAACUGGGAGGCCUUCAUGAUCGCUCUUGCCGCACUUCUACUCUUGGCCCUCCUCCUCUUGUUGUGUCUCCUCUGCUACUGCAGACACUGGUACAAGAAGAAGAUGCAAAGCAAGUUAUUGGUUGAGCCGGUACCAGAGCCCGCGCCAGAAGAGGAAUUGACCACAGUUUUCACAGAAAAGCAGGAGCUAGAAACGCAACUUGCUAUUAUGGAUUUUGGGACCGAUAUCAAACCUGACCUCAAGAGUGACGGAGUAACCUUUGCGUCCACGACCAAAACACAACAAGCCAUCGGCUACCAUGAAUACAUCAGCACACGGAUUCCGCCUCAAGAAUGGGGCAACCACAAUGCUGCAUUCACUAUGGAGCGUGAUGAGGAACCAGUUCACACCACCGUCUUCACCCGUGACCAGGGUGGCACCUCUUCAGGCUACAUCACCGGAGCCGCCGACGGAGAAGUUGUCUCAACUACGGUCUUCUCUAAGCAGGCGGAUGCAGGCAACACCAGGAUAAACCACCCCGUGUAUGACGGCACAUACUACGAGCACGAGCAAAGCAGCAGGAUUUAAAAGUCAGACGUUAACCUAGCGCAACCUGUCACUGUCGGCGACAGAGACGACCAAAUUCAUUGCCUUCCUUGUUACUUAUACGUUCUUUGGAAUGAUAUGUUCAUCAAAAGCUAAAUUUUUUACAGUCCUUUUGUGCAUAUUUUAUCAUAUUUACAGUAAUUUACAGUAAUGUUCUUCAGUCAAACAUGUUAGCAAAUAUUCGUUAAAAAGCUGCCUGCUCUGAGAAUUUAGUUUGAACAUUAUCUAUUUGAAGGGCCGUAAGGUAGAACCAGGUUUAAACUAUUUACAUGAAUAAUGUGUUUAGCAAAAUAGAAACCUAUGAUUUUGUAGACUAGAAAAUGAUGCAAUAAGGAAUUGGAUUACGUAUGUAACCUUAUUUUGGAUAUAGAUUUAUUGCAACUUUAUCGAGACUAUAUCUUUUGUCAUUGUUUCCAAAUAGCCUUUUGCUUUUAACCUGCAGUUUAUUUUUCAAAUGUAUAAAAGUUUAUUCGUAGUUAGAAUAGAUAUAAGCAAUUUCCGUAGUCGUUUAUUGAAUUGCUUAUACACAGGCAAAUGCGCAGAACAUUUUAUGCUAUGCUAGCUAGAUUUCUACCAGUGAUUUAAUGCAAUAUCACUCCUUCUACUAUACAGCGAUAUCUGAUACUGCAUAUGUCACGAUUUACAUUUUAUAAUAGAAUUUGCUUUGUACAAGGUGUGCAAAAUAUUGAUAAUCAACUAGAAAUAGGAUGAGAUUAAAUUUUUAAGACAAACAAUAUUUUGACUCGUUAGCAAUAGAAGCAUUAUCUUUUAUAAAUUUUGUCUUUGAUAUAUCGUUAUUAGUACUAGUAGAAUAAUUUUGUGUUUCAAAUAAUGACCUUGUUUCGUAUUUCUUUAACCCAAAAAAAAUUUCACUAUACAAUUAGGCGACAAAUUAUUUACCAAUCAAUUUUCAAUGACAGAUAUCAUUUAUCGGAACUUAGAUCUAUACCUUAACGAUUAUUUUGUAUAAGUAAAGAUUUCACUUUUUAUCAAAAUAAAAGGAGAUGAUGAUCAUACGUCGUGGUCAAAGCUUCACGAGAUAUAUCUUUAUCUAUAUUGGCAAUUAUUCGUGCAUCUUAAACCAGAAUGCAUGAGGUGCGGUUCUAUGUACACUUGCUACAGAUAAGCACAAUUACGUAUCUUCCUGUCAGUGAUUUUAAGCCAUACAAAAGUGACCGUGUUAAACAGGUGUCCCUGCAUCCUUAUUUUAUACUUAAACUACUUUAACUACUACGAAUAAAUUUAGUAAGAUUUUCGUA
Molecule: messenger RNA, 4232 nt
Organism: Branchiostoma floridae (Florida lancelet)
Lineage: Eukaryota; Metazoa; Chordata; Leptocardii; Amphioxiformes; Branchiostomatidae
Product: cadherin-23-like
Exons: 30
Coding region: 1-2955 (984 amino acids)
Biological process (GO): homophilic cell-cell adhesion
Cellular component (GO): plasma membrane; catenin complex
Molecular function (GO): calcium ion binding; cadherin binding
Source: RefSeq, a predicted model, not a curated record